Dioscorea cayenensis subsp. rotundata (Guinea yam) is the source of this 1976-nucleotide messenger RNA. RefSeq names its product transcription factor GAMYB-like. The transcript is spliced from 4 exons. The record is from RefSeq and is a predicted model, not a curated record. NCBI's taxonomy places the organism in Eukaryota, Viridiplantae, Streptophyta, Magnoliopsida, Dioscoreales, Dioscoreaceae. The coding region runs from base 87 to 1652 and encodes 521 amino acids.
AAAGGGGGAAAAAGGUGAUCUUCAUCUCUCUGUCUCUCUCUUCUCUCCAAAUCCCCAGCUGGAGCUCCGAUGAGAGACACGGCAGGAUGGGACCAAAGGAUAAGAUCAGCUCACCCUCUAUUGAUGAAUGUGUCUCUGGAGGAUCCAUGGGAGGAGGAACCCCUUUAAAGAAGGGGCCUUGGACUUCUGCUGAAGAUUCUCUUUUGGUGGAUUAUGUUCAAAAGCAUGGAGAGGGGAAUUGGAACGCCGUUCAAAAAUACUCUGGGCUUUCUCGUUGUGGAAAGAGCUGUCGUCUGAGGUGGGCUAACCAUCUGAGACCAAAUCUUAAGAAAGGUGCUUUCACACCAGAGGAGGAGCAGAAGAUCAUUGAACUUCAUUCUCAAAUGGGUAACAAAUGGGCUCGGAUGGCUGCACACUUACCAGGGCGGACUGAUAAUGAGAUAAAGAAUUAUUGGAACACUCGUAUUAAGAGGAGGUUACGUGCUGGCUUACCUCUCUACCCUUCAGAUAUGUGUUUGCAUCCUUACAACGAGAAUCAGCCUGGGCUUAAUGCCAGUGAUGACUUCAACUAUGAUGAUAAUCAUUCAAAUGAACUCUUACAUGGAAAUAGCUUCAAUUUUCCAGGUCAUAUGUUUGACGGCAUGAAAGUUAGUCAGGGUCUUAUAUCUUAUGCAUCACCAUUAAUGGGCUUUUCCCCAGGCAACGCAAUUGGUCGUCAGGGAUUUGGUUCUCAAAACUACAACUUCUUGAAUCCGACUAUGAAUUGUACGAAACAGUUACAAGAGUCUGAAACUUUGUUUCCUCAUGUUCAAGACGGCAUUGCUAGCAGGAUUCCUCAAGUUGAGCCUCUCUCAGUCUCAGAUCGGAUUCCUCUGAAGGUUCAUCAGCCAUUUGGAUUUCCCUGUGAUUCUGACCCUUGUAACAAAGACCUGGCACCUUACGGAGGUGCUGUCAAUGGUAGCCAUGCCCAUACCCUUUUGAAUGGCAAUUUCUCUGCUCCCAGACCCAUUACUGGGUCUGUGGAGUUGGAGCUCCCUUCACUCCAAUAUCCAGACACUGAUCUCGGUAGCUGGUCUGCAUCCCAUGCACCACCAGAUCCAAUUGAUACCUAUGUUCAAUCUCCUUCUGGUACUAUGUCAUUGCAAUCUGAUGUUGAAUCACCAAGGAAAUCUGGAUUGCUUGAGGCAUUAAUUUACGAAGCUCAGAUGCUUGGGAAUGAAAAGAAUAAUCUGUCUGAAAAGAGCUCGAGUUCUUCGGUGUUUACACCAUGUGAGGCUGUGGAAAGUGCGGCAGCUAACAUUUGUGAGGCAGAUUAUGAACUAUUUCAUGAUCCAAUUUCUCAGCACACUGCUCCCAUUAGUGAAAAUCCAUUCGGAGCAGCAGCUUCAGUGGAGUCGUCUUCUCAACUGGCACCACCUGAUCCAUCUUCCUGGAGACCUGAUUUCUUGCUCGACUCCAGUUGGCAUGUCGGAAAUACAAACUAUCACAGCAUGUUCAGCAAUACUAUUGAAUCACUUCUUAAUGCAGACUUAUCAGCUGAACAAAAGCAAUCACCCGUUGGACCAUCAUCCAAAUUUCCUAAGGUACAACAGCUCGACUCGAGCACAUGGAACAUUAUGCCUCGUGUAUGUCCAAUUUCCGAGCUGCCUUGAGAUCAUUUACGCGGCAUUGAUUCUCAAGGAUUGUUUCGCUAUAGGUGGAUUAAAAACGGACUUGCCUGUUGUCUUCCUCAAUUUGCUGAGAGGAUCGAAUUUGUCGGUCAUCAGUUCUUCCCAGUGCGCUGAGCCAUAUUUGCCAUUUCCAUCGUCUGUAAUGCUAAAUAGUUCAAUUGGCAAUCAUCGAAGCGAGGAAACGUGAGUAACUCUGUUAUCAGUGUGGAAUAACAUGCUCUCUAAGCGCCAUAAACAAAUUUUAAGACUCUACUGUGUUGUUUUACUGUUAUUUGAUGAUGAUGAUUUAGUUUGAAUUUGAUAUCA